AUGCAACGAUCAGCGCGUGUGAAAAGGUGGCAAGGCAUGUUGCCAGAUGUGAACCUUUUGAUACCUUUUGAUUUCCGUGCUUUGAAUCCUCCCCGGCAGUGGCCACUCAUGGAGGAUACCCAACAUGGUCGAGGUUUUCUCCACCGUUUGGACAUUCCAACAUCUGGCUUAGUACUUCUAGCCAAGAACCACAAUGCCCUGUACGAUCUCAGGCUACAGUUGGCAAUUGGAGACCUGCAACGUGAGUACUGUGUCCUUGCUCAUGGGCGUUGGCCCGGGGAAGCCCGAAAAGAUCUGCGGAGCCGAGUGCAUUGGUUUGGCACAGGCCGCCAAGCAGGAAGCAUCAUUGCACCGGCAGGGCGGGUGGCACUCUCGAAGGCCAAGCUCUUGGCAAAUGGUCAUCAGCUGGCUGGUCAGGCAGUGAGCCUGUUGGCGAUUCAGAUUGUCACGGGCCGCCAACAUCAGAUUAGACUGCAAAUGGCACAUGUGGGGCAUCCGGCAGUCACUGACAAGAGAUACUUUUCGUCAGUCAACUGCAUGCUGGACAUGCGAUGGUGCCGGAGAAACUUUUUGCAUCGCUAUCGCUUGGCCUUCUUUGGUGCGAGAGCCCGUGAAGUGGAGGUCAUUCAGCCACUUCCAUCAGAUCUUCAAUCGUCGUUGUUACGCAUUAGCGCAGCGGCAUCCUCUAUCGAUACAUUCAGGUUUUGGAGUAGUGGCUCACGGCCAAAGCGCUGGGAAAGGCUUCAUCCUCUCGAGCCGCUGAAAAGCACAAAUGAAAGCGAUUGA
Durusdinium trenchii is the source of this 786-nucleotide messenger RNA. The record is from the annotation of a GenBank genome assembly. NCBI's taxonomy places the organism in Eukaryota, Dinophyceae, Suessiales, Symbiodiniaceae.